UUUCUAAAGCAAUACAAAAUAUUACUCAUCCUUCGGAAUCCAAAAGACACAGCUGUGUCUUAUUACCCUUUUACAAACAAUAAUCCCGUGCUUCCUUCAUAUGAAUCUUUCGACUUGUUCUUCAAGGAUUAUAUAACUGGAAAUGUAAUCUAUGGAUCGUACUUUGAUUUUACUCUUCAAUGGGAGAAACAUAUUGAUGAUGGAAAUAUCCUUGUACUAACAUUUGAAGACAUGAAAACAGACCUUUCAAAUGAGCUGAGAAAAAUAAGUGACUUCUAUGGCUUAGCUCUGACGGAUGAGCAAAUCAAAGUGGUACAGGAAAAAACGACCUUUUCAUCUAUGAAGGAGAAUUCCAGUAACACACAUUGGCAUCUUGGGAAUGUUUUCUUCCAAAAGGGUAAGUUAUUAAAACCGAUUUAUUCUGUGUUGUACAAAUAA
This is a messenger RNA of Nanorana parkeri, 438 nucleotides long. Its product is annotated as sulfotransferase 6B1-like. Lineage: Eukaryota; Metazoa; Chordata; Amphibia; Anura; Dicroglossidae. The record is from RefSeq and is a predicted model, not a curated record. Gene Ontology annotation, biological process: sulfation. Gene Ontology annotation, cellular component: cytoplasm. The annotation marks the transcript as partial. Gene Ontology annotation, molecular function: sulfotransferase activity. The transcript is spliced from 4 exons.